AGCUGGAAUGACUUGACCAUUUGGCCCUGAAGGCUAAAAAAAGGAGCCCCUUGAGUUUUCAGCCACAAGCCUUCUGCAGCCUGGCCUCUGCAACUGAAAAACCCUUGUCCUCUGUCUCAGCCAGCCACACUACUGAAGUGAUCAGGGAAAAUAUGGCUGCAGAUUGGCUUGGAAGCAUUGUCUCAAUCAACUGUGGAGAGAGCCUGGGAGUCUAUCAGGGAAGAGUGUCUGCUGUGGAUCAGGUCAGCCAGACCAUCUCCUUAAAGCGGCCUUUCCAUAAUGGUGUUAAAUGUUUGGUACCAGAGGUCACCUUCAGGGCAGGUGACAUUACUGAACUGAAGAUCCUGGAGAUUCCAGGCCCUGGUGAUAAUGGGCAAUGUGGAGAUUUUCAACACACUGACCUUUGUAUUCCCGGCAUUGGAUGUCCAGUGGGUACCAGCCAGAAUGGCCCUGGCAAAUUGCUGAAGAAACCUGGUGCUUCUAGUAGUGCCCCACAGAAUAUCCCCAGGCGAACAGACGCUAAAAACCAGGAGGUUGCCAUUUCUCCCCAGCAGCAGCAAUGCUCCAAGAGCUAUAUGGACCGGCACAUGGAGUCCUUGAACCAAUCCAAAGGCUUUCGCCGGAGGCACAACUCAUGGUCCUCCAGUAGCCGCCAUCCAAACCAGGUGACUCCAAAGAAGAGUGGUGUGAAGAAUGGGCAGAUGAAGAACAAAGACGACGAGUGUUUUGGGGACGACAUUGAAGAAAUCCCAGAUACAGAUUUUGAUUUUGAAGGGAACCUGGCCCUCUUUGACAAGGCAGCUGUGUUUGAGGAGAUUGACACUUACGAGAGGAAGAGUGGGACUCGCUCAAGAGGCACUCCGAACGAGAGAUCUGCACGCUAUCGCCAUGAUGAGAAUAUCUUGGAAUCUGAGCCUAUCGUGUAUCGCAGAAUCACUGUGCCCCAGGCAAGCAAAGAAUUCUGCACUGACUCUGGGCUGGUCGUUCCAAGUAUCUCCUAUGAGCUUCACAAAAAACUUCUUUCGGUGGCAGAGAAAUAUGGGCUCACCCUUGAACGGAGACUGGAAAUGACGGGGGUAUGUGCCAGCCAGAUGGCCCUGAGUCUGCUCGGAGGGCCCAACAGGUUGAAUCCAAAAAACAUUCACCAGCGACCCACGGUUGCCUUGCUGUGUGGCCCUCACGUGAAGGGGGCCCAGGGAAUCAGUUGUGGCCGUCAUCUUUCCAAUCAUGAUGUGCAUGUCAUUCUCUUCCUUCCCAACUUUGUCAAGAUGCUGGAAUCGAUCACGAACGAGCUGACACUUUUCAGCAAGACCCAAGGCCAACAGGUGUCCAGUGUCAAAGAUCUUCCAGACUCACCAGUUGACUUGGUGAUAAACUGCUUGGAUUGCCAUGAAAAUGCCUUCCUGAGGGACCAGCCUUGGUACAAGGCUGCUGUAGACUGGGCCAACCAAAACAGAGCCCCCGUCCUCAGCCUGGACCCCCCGGUGAAUGACAUGGAGCAAGGGAUCGACGCCAAGUGGUCUCUGUCCCUGGGGCUGCCACUGCCCCUAGGUGAGAGGGCUGGGCGCGUGUACCUGUGUGACAUCGGCAUUCCACAGAAAGUCUUCCAGGAGGUGGGGAUAAACUACCACUCGCCUUUCGGCUGCAAGUUUGUCAUCCCUUUGCACUCUACCUAAAGUGGGGGUGGGGGGCAGGCUUUGGCCCCGAAGAGGAAAGUGGGGCAGAACUGCCUCGAACCGCACGACUGAUCCUGACCAUAUUAAAACUCUUUGAAGCCUUAAGGA
Lacerta agilis (Sand lizard) is the source of this 1784-nucleotide messenger RNA. RefSeq names its product enhancer of mRNA decapping 3 (gene EDC3). Gene Ontology annotation, biological process: P-body assembly; deadenylation-independent decapping of nuclear-transcribed mRNA. NCBI's taxonomy places the organism in Eukaryota, Metazoa, Chordata, Lepidosauria, Squamata, Lacertidae. The record is from RefSeq and is a predicted model, not a curated record. The transcript is spliced from 7 exons. Gene Ontology annotation, cellular component: P-body. Gene Ontology annotation, molecular function: mRNA binding. The coding region runs from base 153 to 1676 and encodes 507 amino acids.